Messenger RNA from Frieseomelitta varia, 1175 nucleotides. RefSeq lists its product as uncharacterized. The transcript is spliced from 5 exons. Lineage: Eukaryota; Metazoa; Arthropoda; Insecta; Hymenoptera; Apidae. The record is from RefSeq and is a predicted model, not a curated record. The coding region runs from base 356 to 1090 and encodes 244 amino acids.
GAAAUAAAGUGCAAAAAAUCGUGAUAUUCGUUUGUCGCGUAAUUUAUUUAUUUUUUCUUUUCUUUUCUUUGCAAACGGCACGUAUUUUCAAUCGCGUAAAUAAAGUACGAGUAGAUAAGAAAUAGAGAUUUGAAAUCUUCCUCUUCCGAUAUAUAUGUAGUCACGCGUACCACGUGAUUCGUUAUUCGAAAUUAUUUAAAGUCAGUAUGGCUUCGCUUGCGAGAAAGAUCUUGCAUAUAAAUAUAUAAAUAUAAAUUACAUAUAAAUAUAUAUAAAUUGCAUAUAAAUUACGAAUGUAACAUUCGGCAUUACCAUUUUUAUCUACGAAUUACAUCAUCCAGAAUAUACAUUAACAAUGGAGCGGUGCGGCAUACGUGUGAAUUCAAAUAAUUCAAAUUUUAACGGUGUUGCAACGCGUAAUAACGCUGCUACGUUCAACAAACAGAAUCAUGUAAUGGACUUAAAAAGGCUUAGCUCAAGAAUUAUGUGCUCUGAUAACAUAACUAGGCAAAGUUUAAACAAGAAACCAAGCGUUCGAACUGCGACUGCAACUACAGACGAUGACGAUCAAUUUUUUAACAAGAUAAAAUCAGAAAUUGAUAAAAAUCUCCUAUCACACUCUAAAGAGUAUCACAGAGCACAUAUAAAUUAUCGAAGUAUGGAUUUAUUAAGGAAAAAAAGGCCUAUAAUUGAUGUGGAAACUCAGAAUAUCAUCAAAAGAUUUAAAAAAGAUGCAAAUUAUAUAAAUUCUAUGCAGUCAUCGAAUAAUAUGAAUAUUACGCAAUUUAAUCAUAUCGAUACUGAUAUGAAAGAAAAUUGUAACGUACCCACAGACAAUAAUAUUACUUUGAGUAAUAACAACGAUGUUAUUCAACGUAAAAAUAUGUUUUCUCCGAAUAUUUUAAAUAUAAGUUCCAGAAUUCCUGCUGACAAGUAUGUAUUUCAAGCGACUUCGAAAUUGCAUACAAAUGUUUUAUCACCUAUAGAUGAAAAUGAAACAGCCAUUCUUCAUGAGGAAUAUGAAAAAUCUUUCUUUUAUGAAAUGUUUCUCACUCCUCCUAAUUCAAUUGAGGAAGACGUAGAUUUAUGAACAUUGUAAAAUUUACAAUACUGUAUAUUUACAAUAUUGUAAUUAAGAAAAAAUAUUGUAAACAAUUUAUUCUAAUCUUAAACAU